UUCAAUUAUAUUGUCAGUCAAAUUUUGGCCGCAGUCAGCGAGCUAUAUAUAGCACGUGGCAUCAUCAGAUUCAAGCGAGAUUUUCACUCUUUGCUGAACAGUUCGGGCAACUAAUCUUGGUGGUGUUAAGCAUGGAUAAUGUUGCAGCUACUACGUGUGGAGAUGUUUUAGAUAGUCUGGAAGAUUUAGGGUAUGAUGGACCCCUCAUUGAAGACGAAGCAGCAUUUCAGCAAGCCGUCGAUGGAGGUCCCAGCUCAACCGAGUUUACCGCCCUCGUCAGUUGGCUAGUUGAAAAACUCAACAAACUGAGCAGCAUAGAGGCUGCCGUCUCGGCCACUUCCUCUGCCGAUGAAGCUGAGUCCUUUGAGCUGGAGCUGAGCGGUCUACUGAGCGAGCUGAACUGUCCCUAUAGCGCCCUCACAGAAGGAGAGAUGAUCAACCGCUUUGGCAACAAGCAAAACCGACUACGCUUAUUGGGUGAGCUAAUGUACACGUACACUAGGGGAAUGUAA
This is a messenger RNA of Patiria miniata (bat star), 512 nucleotides long. Its product is annotated as protein FAM98A-like. Bases 132 to 512 code for a protein of 126 amino acids. Lineage: Eukaryota; Metazoa; Echinodermata; Asteroidea; Valvatida; Asterinidae. Gene Ontology annotation, cellular component: tRNA-splicing ligase complex. The record is from RefSeq and is a predicted model, not a curated record. The transcript has 3 exons.